ACGGAAAACUCUUUUAAAAAUAACCUUUUAUUUAUUUAUAAAUAAAACAAAUGAAAAAGAAAGUAAAGGAGACCAUGGACUGGUUAGGGAGGUCAAGGCGAAGUUGGAGGAGGGUUAGGAGGUGUGUGUGUGUAUGUAUGUGUGUGUGUAUGUGUAUGUGUGUGUGUGUGUGUGUGUGUGUGUGUUCUCGGCAGCCCGCCUCUGGCCGGCUGAUGCUUUCGUCUCGUCCUUGUCCAUUGGUUUGGGAAAGAAAACGGGGAUAAAAGAGGACAGGAGGAGGACAGGAGGAGGACAGGGGGGAAGCGAGGAACCGCGAGAGAACAUCCAUGGGUGGCUGUGUGGGAAGUCAUCAUGACUCUUCGGGCAGCUUAAACGAGAACUCGGACGGAACCGGAGUGGCUCUGGGGCGAAACCAGCCCCUGAAGAGAGAGAAGCCCAAAUGGAAGAGUGAUUACCCGAUGACGGACGGCCAGCUGCGCAGCAAACGUGAUGAGUUCUGGGACACAGCUCCUGCCUUCGAGGGUCGCAAAGAGAUCUGGGACGCGCUCAAGGCCGCCGUGCAGGCGUUUGAGAGCAACGACCACGAGCUAGCUCAGGCCAUCAUCGACGGGGCGAGCAUUACUCUUCCACAUGGUGCUCUAACCGAGUGCUAUGAUGAGCUGGGAAACCGCUACCAGCUCCCAGUCUACUGCCUCUCUCCUCCCGUCAACAUGAUCGAAGAAAAGAGUGAGACGGACGCUCCUGAGGCCCCUGAGGCUCCGCCCACCGAAGGACACGAGUGCCAGCUUCGUCUGCGUCUUUCGACGGGUCGCGACCUUCGUCUGGCCGUGCGCUCCGGAGACAGCGUGCUGUUCAUGAAGCGGCGUCUGCAGGCGCAGGAAGGCCUCGAGGCGUCCAGCCAGCGCUGGUUCUUCUCGGGACGUCCUCUCAGCGACCGCAUGAAGCUGCACGAGCUGAACAUCUCCAAAGACUACGUCGUACAGGUGAUCGUCAGCCAGCCGCCGCCAGUCGAGAACUGAUGCGAAGAUCCUCCAGCGAUUUCUUUCCUCCGAGACACGGACGAUCGCCUGGUGACGUGCAGAACGUCGGAGAUCUUACCUGGGAUGGAAUCCUGGAGCGCGCUGCUCCAAAAGACAGACGUGAGCAGAUUCAUGAAGUGCUUUCUUUUCUUCUUCUUCUUUUAUUUCAUUUAUAUGUCUGCAAAGCAGGCCUGAACAUACGGACGUCUACGAGACUUUCCUACAGCCACGGCUCGGCUUUUAACAAAUCUCUCUCUAAAAAAAAAAAAAAACAAGAAAUCUCCGGAAUGAGACGUAUGGGGAAUAUAAGAGUAUAUAUAUAAAAGAAGGAAUCUGCUUUUUAUGUCUUUCACCAGGUUCAGAUUCUUUGAUGUCAGGUGUCCGUCUAGUGUGUUUCUAGACGUCUAGACGACUCUCUUGCACUGUAAAACAAUCUAAAGUGAAUGUUUUUUUUCUGCAGAAGGGAAAAUUCUUUUGUGUGAUAACUCGAGCUGUUCCGGAGACAAUUUGAGGCUUGUGUGUUUGGACACAUUGGAGGCUUCACGUAACAUUCCUUAUUGCUGUAUGGAGACGAGAUGAAGGUUCCUCCAGGUUUCCCUCCGUUUCUCUCAUUGCUCUCAUCGUGCAAGAGCAGGUUUUAAAAGGAGCGUCAUCAUGACCACACUCAGGGGUCGUGGAGGGAACCGAGGGUCAGAAGAUCACUGAAGACAGAAUAAAGUGAUGCUGAUGAGGAGAACGUAGCAGAGACGUCAUUUCCUCCUGCUACAUGUUUGUAAACGCCCUCUGUCAUGUCGGAAAAAAAACAUUGGUUUAUUUUAUUGAUACAGAAUGCAUUUUUAAUUAAAACACAAUCGUUUCUAAUCAAA
Silurus meridionalis is the source of this 1885-nucleotide messenger RNA. RefSeq names its product ubiquitin domain containing 2 (gene ubtd2). The coding region runs from base 327 to 1019 and encodes 230 amino acids. The record is from RefSeq and is a predicted model, not a curated record. NCBI's taxonomy places the organism in Eukaryota, Metazoa, Chordata, Actinopteri, Siluriformes, Siluridae. Gene Ontology annotation, molecular function: protein binding. The transcript has 3 exons.